Lathyrus sativus (Indian pea) is the source of this 1467-nucleotide messenger RNA. The record is from the annotation of a GenBank genome assembly. NCBI's taxonomy places the organism in Eukaryota, Viridiplantae, Streptophyta, Magnoliopsida, Fabales, Fabaceae.
AUGGCAUUCAAUGGCUAUCUAAAUCUCUUCAACCUUGGUGUCUUGACUCUUAUUACAAUGGCGGCGGCUGUUACUCCUACUACACUUGUUGACCGGACAUCUCUAAAUCGGAGCAGUUUUCCGGCAGGUUUCAUUUUUGGAACUGCUUCCUCUUCCUAUCAGUAUGAAGGUGCUGCAAAUGAAGGGGGUAGAGGACAAAGUACAUGGGAUAACUUUACUCAUAAAUAUCCAGAAAAAAUAUUGGAUAGAAGCAAUGGAGAUGUAGCUGUUGAUCAGUAUCAUCGUUAUAAGGAUGAUGUUGCAAUCAUGAAGUAUAUGAACACAGAUGCAUACAGAUUCUCCAUCUCUUGGCCAAGGAUAUUGCCAAAAGGAAAAGUAAGUGCGGGUAUCAACCGAGAAGGAAUCAAAUAUUACAACAACCUGAUAAAUGAGCUACUCGAUAACGGUCUAGUACCAUUUGUAACCCUUUUUCAUUGGGAUCUUCCCCAAGCCUUACAAGACGAGUACGAAGGUUUCUUGAGCCCCAAUAUUAUAAAUGAUUUUCAGGACUAUGCAGAGGUAUGCUUCAAGGAAUUUGGAGAUAGAGUGAAGCAUUGGAUUACUCUUAAUGAGCCACACUCUUACAGUAUGGGUACAGAGCCCUACAUGGCCUCACACAACCAACUCCUUGCUCAUGCAGCUGCUGUCAAAAUUUAUAGAACCAAUUAUCAGGCUUCUCAAAACGGUUCAAUAGGCAUCACCUUAAACUGUCACUGGUUUUUGCCGUUCUCAAAUGACACAUUAGAUCAUCAAGCUGCUCAACGUGCUCUUGAUUUCAUGUUUGGAUGGUUUAUGCAGCCAAUGACAACAGGAGGGUAUCCACUAAGCAUGGUGUCUUUUGUGGGAAAUCGGUUACCAAAGUUCACUCAAGAGCAAUCCAAGAUACUUACCGGCUCAUUUGAUUUUAUCGGAAUCAAUUACUACACCUCAAAUUAUGCGGCCAAUAUACCACGUUCAAAUAACGACACAAGCAAAUCAACGUAUUUCAAGGAUACUCACGUCAAUUUAACAACUGCGCGAAAUGGGAUACCAAUUGGACCACAGGCUGCUUCACCUUGGCUAUUUGUUUAUCCAAGGGGGAUUCAAGAGCUACUACUGUACACAAAGACAAAGUAUAACAAUCCUUUGAUAUACAUAACAGAAAAUGGUAUGGACGAGUUGAAUGAUCCAACGCUACCACUUGAAGAGGCGCUCAUGGAUACUUAUAGAAUUGAUUACUUUUAUCGUCAUCUUUAUUAUAUUUCAUCUGCAAUCAAGCAUGGCGUGAAAGUACAAGGAUAUUUCGCAUGGUCACUUUUGGACAACUUUGAAUGGAUUGCCGGAUACACCAUGCGUUUUGGAAUUAACUUUGUUGAUUACAAAGAUAAUCUUAAAAGACACCAUAAGCUCUCUGCCCAUUGGUUUAAGAAUUUUCUUAAAAAACAUUAG